Molecule: messenger RNA, 3033 nt
Organism: Verticillium nonalfalfae
Lineage: Eukaryota; Fungi; Ascomycota; Sordariomycetes; Glomerellales; Plectosphaerellaceae
Exons: 6
Coding region: 1-3033 (1010 amino acids)
Cellular component (GO): cytoplasm
Molecular function (GO): metal ion binding; glycerophospholipase activity
Source: RefSeq, a predicted model, not a curated record
AUGGCCCCUGGUGGUGCCGACAAGAGACUUGAGAAGUCAUACCUCUCCUCUGCAGUCGAUUCCAUCAACCCUUGGGCCGCCAACAGCCGCAGCACAACUCCCACACCUAAGGACAUUCCUGUCCAGCAGCCGUUCGUCAAAGGCACAGGAUCGGUCGCUGGCGACCACAGCACUACCCAUCUAUACGGCUGCAGCACGAAGAGCUAUCCCUCGGAUUGCCCCCCUUUGAAAGUCCUCUGGUUCCAUGCCGUUGACAUACCCAAGAGAAAGGCCAGAUAUGCCUCAUCUAAGCACGCCGACGGUUCCAAACCACCCCAGCAGCCCAAGAAAUACGUCCAGUUCUCUUCUUCUGACUCGCGAGCCAUCGAAGCCGCCUACCAGGCUCUACUCGAAAAGAGCGAGCGCAGUUCGACAAAAUCGGGCUCGCAAAGCUCGUCUCCGAGCCCAAAGAAGCCAGAAAAUAUACUCCGUGAAGCCCACUCAGACACUACGACAGAUGCAUCCGCUGGAAAAUUGCCCAAGACCACGACAAACGUGCCCGUCAACGAGGACUACUUGUUUGACGUAAAUAUUGAGCAGAGAGAGCUUUCGCCAGUGUACUGGAUUGGCCCCGUGUAUGAUGUUCGACGUGGGACGUGGUUCUACCAGGAAGGCUCAACGCUUCGUCCGUGUGAGGAGAACUUGGCGUCUCAACUGGAAGAUGGCUUCCUCAAAAUCAAGCCCUGGCUUUAUCCUAAGCCCAAGGUGGCUCAAGAUGACAAAAAGAAGGAAACCGUUAGCAUGCCGUCGACGGCGGUUUCUGGAGACGCAUCCAUAGGCUCCGCAAAGUCCGAUGUGCCUGCGACGUCUGCGCAGACGCCCAUUCCUGGCCCCCUGGGCCAACCUCAGUCACAUAGGUUGUUCGGCACUCACAUGAACAGUAUCGCCACAUAUCAAGACUCGAGCACGGCAUGGUUGUCCUCCGACACUAUGCUGUCAUGGGUCACAUCUACCAUGUAUGAGCGAUUCUCUGGUGGUGGUUACAUGAGCGGUAUUAAACUAGUCCGCGGUUGGUCAGAUCUCGCCAAGAAUGCUGAGACAAAGAGCACGGCGGACCAGCGGCCAGCGAAGCAGACAAGCACCGAGACAUCUGUAGAUCUGGACGAGAAAGAACAACGCAGACUCAAGAGAAGAUCAGCCCCGCCGUCCACUGGUCCCGGUCGGCGCGAUACAGAAACCGGUGAAAUUCGCAAUGAUCAGCAGUUCAGAGAGACUCACCUCCAAAGGCAACUGUCGUCGCUGAUGGGGGAUACUGGCAACGCUGAAGAGAAAGAAGAGGCCAUGAGACGACAGGCUGAACAGGAAAUACAAGACGAUUACACUGGGCUCGCCAAUGAAACCCAAGGUCGCGACAUCGAACACCUGUGUCUGGUGACGCAUGGGAUAGGCCAGCUUUUGGGAAUGAAGAUGGAAAGCUUAAACUUUGUUCACGACGUCAAUGUCAUGCGCAAGGUCAUGAAAACAACGUAUGCUAAUUCGGUAGAUCUUCGCGCUCUCAAUGGAGAACUUGGUGACGGGUUCAAGAACUGCCGGGUCCAAGUCCUACCAGUCUGCUGGAGACAUUUGCUAGAUUUCCCCAAGAAGCGCGAAAAGAAGGGCGAACGCGAUCUGGCUGAUGCAAGCAACGAGGAAGAUGAGUACCCCUCACUUGACGAUAUCACAAUCGAGGGUGUGGCCUUUGCGCGAUCCCUCAUUUCUGACUUGGCCUUGGACGUCUUGCUCUACCAGAGCGCAUAUCGGGAACAGAUAUCCGAGAUCGUUUUACAAGAAUCAAACCGGAUUCAUAAGCUGUUCAUGAAGAGAAACCCGGGUUUCAAAGGCAAAGUUCACAUCAUGGGUCAUUCGCUCGGUUCGGCCAUCAUGUUCGACAUACUUUGCCGACAGAAGGAGGCUACUCCCGCAUCAGACAAGCUCGCCAAUCCUCUACGCUUCUGGCCAGCAAAAGACAAUCAAGAGUUGCCAAAAAAGAGGCACGAUCUUCAAUUUGAGUUUGAUGUUGAGGACUUUUACUGUCUGGGGUCCCCAGUCGGGUUGUUCCAGAUGCUUAAGGGACGGACCGUUGCCGCUCGACACCUUGCGGACUCUCUCCCCUCUGAAAGCCCUCUGAACCCCGAUGACGUCGAUGAUCCGUUCCUGUCGGUCAGAGCCGAUGCAUCUGCUGGCGAAAGAGUAUCGCAAGUGACCGGUCUUCCCUUUUCAGUGUCGUCACCGAAGGUUGCGCAGCUUUACAACAUCUUCCACCCUUCUGACCCCAUCAGCUACCGCCUUGAGCCGUUGAUAUCGACGUCGAUGUCAAGCCUGAAACCACAGGUGCUCCCAUACACCAAAAAAGGCAUAUUUGGCAACGUGGCUCCGCAAGGCUUGACUGGCAUUGGUGCGAAGGUCGGACAAAGCGUCAGUGGUCUCUGGUCGAGUCUAAGCGCCGGAAUCGCAAGCAACCUCCUGAACCGCAGCCUUGGCCUCACCAGCGACGAUGUCGCAAAAAUGAACUCUGCGUCAGAACAAGGGCGAGCGGCCAACAGCUCGCUACAAGGAGCAGCAGCUUCUGAGGUAGAUGCGAUAACGAAUGCUUCGAAGUUGGGUCAGAAAACCAACGAGCGAAAGAAUCAGCUGGCGUCGCCUGCCGGUGAUGAUGCUCGGGCAAGUAUGAGUGGCAACGACCCUACGCUGAUUGAUGACGAGCUUGAGACGUUGUACUCGAAGUUUCAGGAGAAGUUUACGCAAGGGGUCCCCGACGAAGGCCUUGCAGCUGAGGACCGGGUCGGCUGGGAUCAAAAGGCACGCAAGUUGCGCCACGAAGACAUGAAGAUCCGCGCGUUAAAUCGCAACGCCAGAGUUGACUACAGCAUCCAGGAGAGUGUUCUGGAUUUCAACCCUAUCAACACCAUUGCAUCACACAUGGGGUAUUGGGCAGACGAGGACGUCAAUCACUUUAUUUUGUCGCAGCUGCUGUCUAGCAAGUCGAGAGACUCCAAGAAAUCGGGAUCUCGAUAA